Molecule: messenger RNA, 2922 nt
Organism: Postia placenta MAD-698-R-SB12
Lineage: Eukaryota; Fungi; Basidiomycota; Agaricomycetes; Polyporales; Adustoporiaceae
Exons: 8
Coding region: 1-2922 (973 amino acids)
Source: RefSeq, a predicted model, not a curated record
AUGUUUGUUUGCCCUUGUCGCUUGACCCCAAGUCGCGACAGUUGGGACCUUAUACCGAUGCGGAUGACUGCUGCUAUGGAAUCCGGAUGUCCGCGAAUUGUCCUCAUCAAUGCACGCUGUUUUGCCACUGUCAAACCAGAGUUGUGUGACAACCUGUUGACGGUGCUGGUGAGAAGACGCGAAUCGAGAGUAGUGAUGGCGCAAGGACGGAAGCUGUUUUUCGCGGAACACUGGCACUCUCUGUCUUCUCCUGAACAAGGUAUAAUUCGAGCAAGGGAGGCCGCCUCAUUUUCCAAUUGGGAGCCCGAGUUCUUCUAUCAACGUAAGAGUGGUGACCCGUUUUGCUUUGCCGUAAAAGAGUGGUACUCAAGAGCUCCCAAUGUGCACGUGGAUACCCUUCUUCUCAUUAGCGAUAACACAGUUGCGUGUCUCGAACGGGAAUGCGCUUCUCUCAAUACAACUCUCGUCUUUGUCUCCGUCGCGCCCCCUUGGGCACCCACCUCCCCAGCUAUGGCUACAGUUGCUGCGGGCUACGUUGGGGGUGCAGCGUACGACGAUCAUCCAGAGCUCGAGCCCGAUCUCCAGUGGAAAAACGACCUCAGGCAGAAGAUUCAGGACCAACUGCGACAUCUCGUCGACGACGCGCGUCAGCAACGGGACAGCCAGUGGAUCCACCACCCUGCGGACUCACAUAGCGCCGCAGCCAAUGAUAUCGCAUCACAGAAAUACCAGGUCAUCAUGACUGACAUCCGCCGCCUUGCCCAGGAUCAAUAUGAAGAAGCGCUUGAACGCGAGCGACUGGAGCGCCGCUGGGCAGCAGGGUACCCAGUCGACCAAUCCUGGAUCGAGGCCGCCGCCCGCGAGCAAGAGGCCAUGCUGACGGCUGUCCAUAAUGGUCGACAGCAGACGCAUGCUGGCUUCACAUUCAAGCCCCACGACGAACCUGUAGCUGGUCCAUCGCGAUUGGCCGGACGGAGCACGAGCGGCGACGGCUCGGUAUCGCACCAUUACUCUCGUUUCUUGGAAUACGAGCUUAACGCACGACAGUCCUCGACAGACUGGUAUGGUCACUCCUACGGGGAGGGUUCCGGUACAAUCAAACAGCACCACGUUGAUGCGCGGGCAAAGGCGAGGCAGGUGCCAGAGAUAUGGCGACCUUCGGCUCCUGCGGACGAUCGAACACCUCGCCAGUCGGUCACCUCACGUCCUACGCCCUCUUCUGUGAAGACAGCAGAUCGACCCAUAACUCAGGAUCGACCAAGCAGCAGGUUGAAGAGGAAAGCUUCCGAGGGCGAUGACGCGGACCCAGGGCACAGCGCCGAGGAGUUAAUCCCUGCACACAACGCAGCUGCUCCUCUUGCUGAGGCCGAGGCCGUCAUCGCUAGACAAAUCAACUUUGCUGUGAACCUCGCACAGGAGGAAGCGCGGAAGACGCCACAGCUUCGCCCUAUCGUCCCCCUCCACCUCGCGCCCCACUUUAGCGAUCGCUCGCACAGUGCGACACCAAAGCCUCCCCUUUCCUUCCGCGUCGCCCCGACCCCUCUACGUGCGGUCGAAAACAUGAACUACGAGCAGGCCGCUGAGCAUAGGACGCCCAUCGGCAUCCAUUUCCCGCCAAUGACUAGCGCGUUCCGCGCGUCGGCGGCCACCCCGAACCCCGCGCUCCCUCUCCGGGGCAUGGGCGUCCCCCCGAACCCGACUGUGCAUUUCGAGCAGACGGUAGCCGAGCAGAGGGAGAUCGUCAUCCCACCCCCGCCCAUCUCGAGCACGCUACGCGCAGCCGCAGCAACACCCCACCCCGGAGCACGGGCCCCCAGUGCAAGUGCUAGUGCCGGCACCGCGAUGCAGGUCGUCGACCCGCGCUCAUUCACGCUUGACGACGACCGCAGCAGCAUCCACGCCCCGUUCCAGCCGCAGAGCGUCCUGGGGCGGGACCGUAGCGAUACACUUCGCGGAAUGCAGUUGCCGGCGCCAUCUUCGCACAUGUGGAUUCCUCCUAUGGGCAGCAGCUUGGACACCAGCAGCAGCAGCAGGUCGUCCGAGCCCCAGCGCACGCCAACGCUGGACGAGAUGGUGCUGGUGGCGUCUGACGAGGGCGACAGCGACUGGGAGGCGUCUGCGUUCGACACGGAGGAUGUCGAUCAGAUGAUGAAGCAGGGCAUGGAGCAGUUCAUGGUGACGGGCGAGAGCAGCAUCGAGCGGCUCCUUUCGGCGCAGGACACGAUCAUCAGCGAGCUGGCCCCCGAAGAGGCGGUCGAGGUCGAGGUCGAGGCGGCCCCUAUGAAGCCGGUUGAAGUCGAGACGGAGACGGAAAAGGAGGACACGCCGAAGAAGGCCAAGGGCGGGAAGGCGAAGCGCAAGGAGGAAGCCAAGCGCAAGGAACAGGACACGAAACAGAAGGUGCAGGACACUAAGCAGAAGGCGCAGGACGCCAAGCAGAAGGCACAGGAGGCCAAAUACAAGGAGCAAGAGGAUGCGAAACGCAGGGCACAGGAAGAGGCUCAGGCUCGCCUGCAGCUUGAGCUCAAGCGGAAGGAGGACGAGGAGGCUCGGCGCCGGGAGGCCGAGAGUCGGCAGAGGAUGGAGGACGAGCACAGGCGCGAGCUGCUUAGGAAGCGCGAAGAGGACGAGGCGGCUGCGGCUGCGGCGCGCGAGGUCGAGCGGCUGAAUGAGCAGAGGCUCCUCGAGUUCCGCAGACAACAGGAGGAGACGCGUCGGCGUCUCGAGGGGCGCCAGAGGACCGACAGCACGACGCAAGCAGCAGGAGGCCAAGAAGGCGGAGCAAGCCAUCGGGAAGAAGGAUGCGGAUGCGGGCCGCAAGGAGGAAGAGACCAGGCGCAGGGAGGACGAUAUCAGGAGGAAAGAAGAGGAGAUCAGACACAAAGAGGAGGACCUCAUGCUGCGGGAGCAGGAGAUGGCUAA